Messenger RNA from Priceomyces carsonii, 1017 nucleotides. RefSeq lists its product as uncharacterized. The transcript has a single exon. The coding region runs from base 1 to 1017 and encodes 338 amino acids. NCBI's taxonomy places the organism in Eukaryota, Fungi, Ascomycota, Pichiomycetes, Serinales, Debaryomycetaceae. The record is from RefSeq and is a predicted model, not a curated record.
AUGUUAUUAAAUUUCAAGCAGAUACUAGUUAUUACUAGUUGUAUACUCUUCAUUUCAAACAGUUGCUGUUUUCCUAGUUAUAGAAGGGCCCUUUCGCUUACUAAAUUAGAGAAAUCAGAUAUUGGCAAUGACUUCUUUGGAAGGAACUCUGAUACUGAUGAAAAGAAAUCAAAUACAAAGAUUAUAAAUGUCAAAAAUAAACAAGAAAUGAUUGACAACUAUGGCCACAUCUUGAAUAGUGAAAAAUAUAUAGAUGUGGUUUUCUUUAUAAAAGAUACAAACACUUUUAUGUCUCCGGUUAUUCCUGAAUUAUUAACAAAGAAGGCUGAAGUUUCAGAACAAUUAAAGACUCAUCAAGCUCGUCGUCCUAAAUUCAAGCUUCCAUACAAGAAGCUGGCAAAGAAAGUAUCUCAAGGACGGACAGAGUGGACCGAAUUCGCUUAUGAUAAUGAAAAUAAAGUAGAAUACCCAGGUUACAUACCUGUUAGUUCUUGCCAAUCUCAAGAAUAUGGAAAUCUGGGAUCUAUAACCUUCGCCUACAGUCUCACUACCUCCAAAUCGGUUUCUCAUACCUUAGAAGAGAAUCUCGGCGUGACUGUUUCUGUUUUUACCUUUUCAGUUGCAGCUAGCCUUGGUAUUUCUAUAACUAAAAGUAAGUCUAUUAGCGGCUCGACACAGUGCACAAUUAACAAAGGUAAUAUUGGCCAAGUACUUUUGAAACCUAAAUAUUUGUCUUGCUAUCCAAAAAGCAGAAGAGCAAAGUGGGAUAAAACAAAACAAAAAUUUUUGACUGACUCUGAUUUCGAAAGAUAUGAAGAGAUUCAUAUUCUUUUGCAGAAUGAGACUUAUGAAAUUGAAUGUGCAACUAAUGAUGUGGUUGAUUUAUUUUGCGACUGCGAAUUAGGAAAACCAGAUUGGGAUAGUCCAUUAGGAAUAGAUUACGACUCUAAAAUUAGUAAAAAUCUGACCUUAACGUCUGAGAAUCUGAGAUCUUUUUUUGUUCUGUCUUCUAUCUAA